AUGGAAGAAGAAAAAGCCGCAGCGUACUACGACGAGCUCACUCGAAAAGGCGAGGGAGCCGCAAAGUUCAAACAAGGUCUCGGCUUUUCCACCUCAUCCUCAAACGACGCCGUUCCCAAACCCGGUUCAGCCCUCGCAUCUUCCUCUUCCUUCCUCUCCCAGUUCGUCAAAGCCUCUUCCUCAUCCACCCCUAUCAACCCACCCGAGCCCGAUAGAAAAGCCCAGCUCCAAUCUAUUCAAAACAAACUCAAGAAAAAACCUACCACCGAAUCUAGGAUUUCGGAGAAACCAAAUCACGGUUAUUCUUCUUCCAGAGAUAGCGAUAGAAGAAAAAGACGAAGCAGGAGUAGGAGUAGGAGCGGAGAUAGGUAUAGGGAAAGAGGUAGGGAUAGGGAUUCAAGGAGAAGAAGUAGGAGUAGAGAGAGAUACAAUGGUUAUAGAGAUCGUGAUAGAAGCCGAAGCAGAAGCGGUUCGGAUGGUGAUAGGAGUAGAGAUAGGAGGAAAAGGGAGAGAGAAAGAGAAAGAGAAAGAGAAAGAGAGAGAGGGAGAAGGAGGAGUAGAAGUGUCUCUCCUCGUAAACAACGUGGGUCUGAGGUGAGAACGAAUGAUGUUAGGGAAAGAGGGAAAGUGAGUGGAAUGUUGAAGGGGAAGAAUGUUGGGGUUGAUUAUGGGAAGCUAAUUGAAGGUUAUGAUAAUAUGGCACCUGCUGAAAGAGUCAAAGCCAAGAUGAAGCUUCAGCUUUCUGAAACUGCUGCACGGGAUACAGAAAGAGGUGUGGGCUGGGAGCGUUUUGAGUUCAACAAGGAUGCGCCUCUUGAUGAUGAGGAAAUUGAAGUUGCCGAAGAUGAUGCAUCCUUAGUCAAGCACAUCGGUCAGAGUUUCCGGUUUUCCUCAUUUGAGUCCAAACGGGAAGAACAAAUUCAAGCUGCUCAUGAUGAAGCUAUGUUUGGUGCUACAGCUCCUCCGCCUCCCACCAUCAGUACAGACAGCGAGCCUGAAAGGGAGAAUGAGAAGGAGGUUGAUAAUAAAAAAGACCUAGUUUCAAGCCUCUUAAGUGAAACGGUGCUGGCCAAGCAAAAAGGGUCUUGGCGUGAUCGGGUUCGUCAGACAUAG
Lathyrus sativus (Indian pea) is the source of this 1113-nucleotide messenger RNA. The record is from the annotation of a GenBank genome assembly. Lineage: Eukaryota; Viridiplantae; Streptophyta; Magnoliopsida; Fabales; Fabaceae.